AUGAUACGCUCUUUCUUCGAUUUUCAUAGUACCAAUUUUUACAGCCCGAAGUCGGAUAGGGAAGAGGUGGAGGAAGCGACUGAUGCCGUUGCUGAGCUUCAACGAAGCGGUUCCACAGUCGGUUCGGGAAACAUCGAAGAUAUCCAGUCAUCGGCUGAGGACUCGCCUAGCAUUCAAAAGCCGCCAUCACCAGUUGUCAUCGACAUUGUCCCCCCUCUACCUGCACCCGUGUCCGAACCGAUAGAUGUACGUAAGCCAGGCUCUCGUUCUUCAUACCAUGGGUCAUCUAUCACACCACCUACGAAAGCAGAACGUCUGAGGUUAUCCUCAUCACCGAGACAUCUUUCAUUGGAUAGACAAAUGAAGCAGCGAGACGUUAGUCCAAAUCCACUGCUGCGAUGCCCUGGAGAUGCGAGAAUUUCACCACGACUCAGUCCUCUGCCACUGCACAUUGUGGAACCGUCAAUACGAAGUCGACCAGUGGACGAGCCGAUCAGGACGGAGUCCAAUCCAUUCAAACAAUACUUUCAGUCAGAGGCGAAGAAUGGCUUCAGCAAAAAAACCAGCGUAUCGAGCCGUCGCAGCGACGAUUCUAUGCUUUCGCUAGCCACUUGCGGAACAGCUCCUAUCGUAGCAGCUGAAAGUGUCGACGAUCUGGAUACUGAAAUAUCGAUUCUAAACGGCAAUAUUAGGGACGAUGGAUCAGGUAGCGAAACUGCACGAUCAUUUGACGAGGGUCACCGUUUGCUGGAGAACACAGUAACGAUGCUCGAACGCCAGCUGAGAAGAUAUGAUGAUAGGAUUCAUCAACUUGAACGACUAUGCGAACUUCAGCAGCGAAUGGGCUCUGAAGCAUUAUCCCUUUGUAUGUCCAUUCCUGCGCUGCACAUACACAUUUUCCGCUUCUGGUUUGGCUUGGACGCCAAGUAA
Molecule: messenger RNA, 930 nt
Organism: Strongylus vulgaris
Lineage: Eukaryota; Metazoa; Nematoda; Chromadorea; Rhabditida; Strongylidae
Source: the annotation of a GenBank genome assembly